UUUCCUGUUGCUUUCUCACCCUUUGCUGGCAGGAAGUUGCGGAACUUACUAGUUUCAGUUUGUGUUCGGUCUCUUGGUGCUAGAUUCGCGUUGGCCUUGGGGGGCUUCUCUGUAGACGGGGGUCUUAUCAUGGGGACGUAGGAGACGACAGAACUAUGGCCUAUCCGGAGCCUUCCCCUGCCUUGGUGGCUACGCUCAUUCUAACUCUGGCCUGGGUGUGGGCUGAGGAAUGCUUGGGAGUAGCCCCAAACCCAGAUACCCAACAAAUCCAUGGGACAGCCCUGGGGAGAAAGAAGAGGGAGCCAAAGUGUCAGGUGGGAGCAUACCUACACUCCAACAGGACCCACUGCUGCAUGAGAUGCCACGCAGGGACUUACUUGGCAGAAGACUGUCAGUCAGACAGUCUUGCGCCCAACUGCAUGCCAUGUCCUAAGGGCACGUUCACGGCUACGGAUAACACUUUGAGGAAAUGCAUUAGUUGCCAACGGUGCCGUUCAGAAUUACAGCAGAUAACACUGUCUAAGUGCACUGAAAAGAAGGAUACAGUCUGUGGCUGUCUGCCCAACCAAUUUCAGAGCGAACCCAAUACUUUAUUCAAAUGUAAGAACUGCAGCCCAUGCCACAACGGGACCAUCCUGAAAAACUGUGCAAAGGACAGUGACACGAUCUGUGUAUGUCACCCUGGAUACUUCCUACACAAAAAUAACUGCAACCCUUGCAGCAGCUGUAAUGAAGAAGAAUGUAAGAAGGUCUGUGCCGCAAUACCGAGUUCCCCCUCAGUGAAGAAUGACUACUGGAGUACGCAGGGUCAUACCAACUUACUCAUUGGCCUCGUUGUUGUGCUUGCAGCUAGCCUUGGGCUGCUCUUUGCAGUUAAAUUGAUCAAGCAAUACCGUCAAAGAGUGACAACGGCUAUUUUUUACUCAUGUGUUUCUACGCAGCAGCCAAAGAAGGAGCCGGUAUCUGAAGUAAGCAAGGUUGUGAUAAACGAGAGGAAAGCUGCCACCUUUGCUCCGGUACCACCCCAGAUCGAAAAUAUGUGGACAGCCAAUGCUGUGCCAAGGUCAAUGGUUGAACAGGAGCUACCAGAUUGUGUCAGACCUGCUGGAAAGACUCAACUCCCAGACAACCCUGUUGUUCUCUAUACUGUGGCGGACCAUGUGCUGCUGUCUCGGUGGAAGGAGUUUGUGCGACGCCUGGGGCUGAGUGACUAUGAGAUUGAGCGAAUCGAGCUGGAGCAGCGGCGCGUGCGGGAUGCCCAAUACGAGAUGCUGAGACAAUGGAGGCUGCAGAUGGGCCAGGGUGCCACAGUGGAGCGCAUCAGCUACGUCCUCAACCAGAUGGAGCUGAGUGGUUGCAGCGAGGCUAUCCAGGAGGCACUGGCCGGGCAGCCCUAACCCCCAUUCAUACCUCCUGCACAGGCAACUCUAACCUCUUCUGCUUUAGUGCUCCCUUCUCUAGCUCUGUCCCUCCUCUUCAGAGAGGAUUCUAAUCCACUCUUUCUUUCUUGUGCGUCUC
Messenger RNA from Terrapene triunguis (Three-toed box turtle), 1518 nucleotides. It is a transcript of the gene TNFRSF1A, whose product is annotated as TNF receptor superfamily member 1A. Gene Ontology annotation, molecular function: tumor necrosis factor receptor activity; tumor necrosis factor binding. Gene Ontology annotation, biological process: inflammatory response; signal transduction. The transcript is spliced from 10 exons. Lineage: Eukaryota; Metazoa; Chordata; Testudines; Emydidae. Bases 156 to 1397 code for a protein of 413 amino acids. The record is from RefSeq and is a predicted model, not a curated record. Gene Ontology annotation, cellular component: membrane raft; mitochondrion; signaling receptor complex.